Molecule: messenger RNA, 6306 nt
Organism: Patella vulgata (common limpet)
Lineage: Eukaryota; Metazoa; Mollusca; Gastropoda; Patellidae
Product: caspase-3
Exons: 9
Coding region: 235-1530 (431 amino acids)
Biological process (GO): proteolysis; regulation of apoptotic process
Molecular function (GO): cysteine-type endopeptidase activity
Source: RefSeq, a predicted model, not a curated record
UACAAAUACAAGUUUCCAGAUCCAGGUCGACAGUUGAAGCUGAAAACAAGUUGACAACUUUCCAUUUCUUUCAUUUACAACGCCUCUCGCGAUUUAGUCUGUAGAUGAUAUUGAUAAAAACUUGAAGUGAUUUAUGAAAUUGUGUUCUUUGGUGGAAUAAACAUAUUUUAAUUGGUUAAUCUCCACUUUACGGUCAGACAGGUACGUACGCAAACAUUUUGAAUUACAAGCACGAUGAUGUCUGAGAGAGAUAAGAGACUGUUACAGGUCAACCGUGAAAAUCUUCUUAAAAACAUUUUUGAUGUGGACAGUGUUGCAUCUCACUUACUUGCUGACGAAGUCAUUACAGAUUCUAUGCAUGACGAAAUAGUGAGCCAUAGGACCAAAGCUAGUAAAAUUCGUGAAUUGUUGACAAUUAUACCACGACGAGGUGAAGAUGCUUUCAACCAGUUUUAUGAAGCUCUAGUAAAAACAGAUGAAGGAGCAGCAGCUGAUUUACUCAAGCCUGAAUUAAAGGAAAUGAGAAAAAAAGGGAAAAUUCCUCUCGCAAGUCAUACAGUUGUAGAUGAAGAACAUGAUGGCCUUCCAACAGAUUGGCCUGAUGAGUCAGAAGAUUUCAAAGGUAACAUCGUUGUAAAAAAAACUGAAGAUGGUACUUCAAUGCAUAAAAAGUUUAAAAUGAUAUUAGUUCAACCAAUUAACAAUUCAUUACCAAUCUAUUCUAUGAAAAACAAGCCACGAGGAUUUUGUGUUGUUAUAAACAAUGAAGAUUUUACUGAUUCAAAAAUAAAGAUGGAAGAUCGUACAGGAUCAGAAAAAGACUAUAAUGCAUGUCUUCAAUUAUUCACUGAGUUGAAUUUUGAAGUUAAGACAUUUGGCAACAAGACAGCAUUUCAACUUGAAGAGAUUGCACAAGCUUAUAGUAGAAAAGAUCAUUUGAAUUAUGAAUGUUUUGUGAUGAUUGUAAUGUCACACGGAUCUAAAGGGAACAUAUAUGGGGUGGACGGUGAAGAAGUUGAGAUCGAAAGACUAACCAAUUGUUUUAAUAAAGUUAACUGUCCUUCAUUAAAAGGAAAACCAAAGUUAUUCUUUAUUCAAGCUUGUCAGGAUGUCAAACAAGAAAACAUCACACAAACAGUUAUCACCGAGGAGGAAAUUUCAAUUUCAAAGAAAAUGGAUAAACUACGUAUAAGUAAAGAUGCAUCAGAUGGUGAUGGUGAAGCUGCUUCAAUGACAGACUUUGUCAUUGCUAUGGCAACAAUGCCAGGUUAUGUUUCAUGGAGAAGAAUAGAUAUUGGAACAUGGUUUAUUCAAGCCAUUGUCUAUAUAUUUAAAAAUUAUUCACAUCAGAGAGAUAUUAAUGGAUUAAUGACAUAUGUUAACAAUUUAGUUCAGAAAGCAGGUGGAGGGGAUAGACAAUGUUCUGUUUUUAGAUCAUCCCUCAGUAAAGAUUUUUAUUUCUUCCCUGGUCUUGAUGAAACACAAUUUAGAAGCCAGCCACUCAAUCAGAUGUUAAUGGAACCUAAUUAAUAUUACAAAUAUUAUGCAAAUAAACCCCCCCCCCCCCGACUUAGCCCUGUGAAAUACAUUAAAUAACAGAAAACAAUAUGUGAAGGAUUGAAACAUAUGUAUUAUAAAUGUGAAGUGAAUCGGUUAACUCUUCUUCUACUUUGAAAAGUUUAUCAAGAUUGCGAUCUUUGUUAAAGAUACAUUAGUUAAGAGUUUAUAAAGAAUUAGCCAUUUUUGCUAUAAUAAUUCAAAAAUAGAUGAUAAGAAAAGAAAAUGUUGAAAAUUUCAGUCAAAUUACUUUGUUCUGAACGGAAUUGUCACUGUUGGAAGUUUGGACUAGAAAAAGGCAUCAAUUGUGUCUGCACCGUCUAUGAGAAUUGGCUAUCGUUUGAUUGACAGACGAUAACUCCACUCACAUAUUCUCGAUUAUCAGGUAACAUGCUCAAUGGCUAUGGUAGCCUCGCUUGGCAGGCCUUUUAUCACCAGUUUCCGGUAGUGACAUCAGCGACUAUCGGUAAACGUUCACUUGGUCCGCCAUUUAUUGAUUUAAUUUCAAAUGGACGCCUGUUUAAAUCCGAACUAUAUCCAAGCCAUCUGAUGGUCUACAGAGUUGAUUUUGAGCUUGUCAUGUAAAUAAAGGUCUAAUUAAUAAUUUCUAUAACAUCUUAAGCCUAAAUAAAGACUUGCAAAAGGCAGAUUUAGCUCUUGCAUAAUGUAUGUUUUGUUAAGUCAAAUUUGACUUUGAUUUGUCAUUCUUAGUCGUAUUUUGUCCAUUCUUUGUCAUAGAUUGGAUUGCAGUAUAAUUACAUUUUCAUAGACUGAUCCAGAGCAGUAGAAAUCAAAUCCUUGUUGGAUCUUUCAUAAUUGAUUGACAAGCUCUUUCAUGUUUCUGCAGACAGCUUAGGAUUUUGACCUGAUCUUGACAUUAAAAACCCAUUGCUGCUAAAAUGAUGCAGUCCUUAUUGUGAUACUGAAAUAGUUUUGUUUGAACUUGAAACGAAACAAAAAUGACACAAGGUAAUUAGUAAUAUAACAUGGAAUUGUAUAUAUCUAUGUGAGUUAAUUAGCUGAUUUUUUUGUCCCCCGCCUUUCGAAGAAAGCAGGGGACUAUUAAAAUGGGUCUGUCCGUCUGUCUGUCCGUCUGUCUGUCCGUCCGUCCGUCCGUCUGUCUGUCCGUCACACUUUUUGGGACACAAUAACUCUCUUCCUAAUUGAGCUAGAAUGUUCAAACUUGGUGUAUGUGUUUAUUAGGUCAAUGCCUUGAUGGAGUUCGAAGAUGAGCAUUUUCCGCUUAGGGUAAGCAGAGAUAAGCAAUUUGAUUGGUUGAUGCUUUGGGACACGAUAACUCUCUUCCUAAUUGGGCUAGAAUGUUCAAACUUGGUGUAUGUGUUGAUUAGGUCAAUGCCUUGAUGGAGUUCGAAGAUGAGCAUUUUCCGCUUAGGGUAAGCAGAGAUAAGCAAUUUGAUUGGUUGAUGCUUUGGGACACGAUAACUUUUAAUUGAGCUAGAAUGUUCAAACUUGGUGUAUGUGUUUAUUAGGUCAAUGCCUCGAUGGAGUUCGAAGAUGAGCAUUUUCCGCUUAGGGUAAGCAGAGAUAAGCAAUUUGAUUGGUUGAUACUUUGGGGCACGAUAACUCUCUUCCUAAUUGAGCUAGAAUGUUCAAACUUGGUGUAUGUGUUGAUUAGGUCAAUGCCUUGAUGGAGUUCGAAAAUGAGCAUUUUCCGCUUAGGGUAAGCAGAGAUAAGCAAUUUGAUUGGUUGAUGCUUUGGGACACGAUAACUUUAGUUCUAAUUAAGUGAGAUUGAUGAAACUUGGUGUAUAGUUUCAUGACAGUAAUACCUUGACUAAGUUUGAUAAUGAGCAUUUUCUGCUCAGGGUAAGCAGCAAUUUGAUUGGUUGAUACUUUGGGGCACGAUAACUCUCUUCCUAAUUGAGCUAGAAUGUUCAAACUUGGUGUAUGUGUUGAUUAGGUCAAUGCCUUGAUGGAGUUCGAAGAUGAGCAUUUUCCGCUUAGGGUAAGCAGAGAUAAGCAAUUUGAUUGGUUGAUGCUUUGGGACACGAUAACUUUAGUUCUAAUUAAGUGAGAUUGAUGAAACUUGGUGUAUAGUUUCAUUACAGUAAUACCUUGACUAAGUUUGAUAAUGAGCAUUUUCUGCUCAGGGUAAGCAGAGCGAUACGCAAUUUGAUUGGUCGAGACUUUGGAAAACAAUAACUCUCCUACUUUGAUUGUUAGACUAUAAGUAAAGAUAUACUGUUUGAUUGUUCAAUACUUUGUAAAAGAUAAUUUGUGAUAAAUUUAUAUGUGUCCUCUAAUUAUUUUCCUAUUUCGGCGGGGGACAUCAGCCUCACUGUUGGCUUGUUUUUUAAUGAUUGAGCUUAUUGCCAAUGUCUUCACAGAUCAGUAUUGUAUGUCCUUAGUUAAAUGGGGGGGUUGGAUGGCCGAAUGGUUAGUGUCUGAACGCUGUAUCAUAAGGUCUAUCAUUGAGUCAGCUGGCAUGGUUUCGAUUCCCCAGCUGUACGUGACAAGGUGUAAGGCCGCCUGUCCAACCUCUUAGGUUUUCCCUGGGUCUUCCAGUUUCCUCCCACUGCUAAAGACCCCUCCGCUCAAGCAGAUUAUUGAAAUAAAAUUGAACCAUGUUUGUCCCGAAAUAGCCUAGUUUGUGUGAGUGGACGUUAAACUCUCUCUCUCUCUCUCUCUCUCUCUCUCUCUUCCUUAAUUAAAUUCUGUCUAAUAAAGAACAUUCAAGUCUGUUUAGUAUUUACAAAGAUAUUGUCACUAGACAAUACAAACAAGCUAACAGUGAAUAGUACUCAAGCUAUAUUGAUUUAUAGCAGACUUAGUAUUUGACAAUAAUAAUAUCAUGAAAACAAAUAUUCUGGUUCUCAGAUAUUAUUGUAUCAAAUAACUGGCCCAUUUUUCUUUUAAAAAAUAAAUAAAUAAAGGAUUGUCUGGAUCAUUGGUUACUGCAUGUUUAUAUUUCUCCUGGUUAUAUUUGAAGCAAACCAGAAGAGUACUGUAGGCACAGUUAUCAAGUAUGCAUCCUGUAUAAAUGUUAAAUGUUAUUGACAAUCAUGAAUCAUACUGGAUAAUCACACAUUACAUUUCUAUAAAUAACAUUAUGAGGUAAAUGUUUUGCCUUUAAAUGUGAUGUUUGUGAUUGAUAAGUCAAUUAGCAACAUGAUCCUUUGACAAAAAGGGGGUUGGAUGGCUGAAUGGUUAGGACGUGCGCGCUGUAUCAAACGGCCUGUCAUUGAGUCAACUGGCGGGGUUUGUUUCCCCGGUUGUACGUGACAUGGAGUAGGGUCGCCUGUCCAACCUCGUGGGUUUUCUCCAAGUCCUCCGGUUUCCUCCCACUGCUAAAGACCCCUAUGCGCAAGCGAAUUAUUGAAAUAAAAUUGAACCAUGUGUUAGUCCCGAAAUGACCUAGUUGUGUCGAGUGGAUGUUAAACCCCAUUUCUCUCUCUCCCCCUUUGACAAAAUACCAAAGCAACCCCCCCCCCCCCCCCCCCCGCAUCAGAUUUUUGUGAACGAUCAUAUAUAUUUUUUUUAUGUGGCCUAAACUUGUUUUAUUAAUUGUGAUCUUAUUUGACAAUAUGAGUCUUAUGAUUAUUUUAUGUGGUCUCAUGCUUUCAGAUAAAAAUACUUAGCUCAAAUAAACUUUGUGUUCUUAUGUAACUAAAAUAAUUUUUUUUUUAAUAUUAUUAAUAUUAAGGAGCUUUGAAAUCUGAUUAAAACACAGUUCGUUUUUUAUAGUUCAAAAUUUUAUUUUACUUGUCUUCACUAGUAACCUACGUUCAUACGUUCAGGUUGAUGUAAGGGCUUAGCUAAUCAAAUGAUCUUUUGAGCCAAAUUCUUACCAUGCUGUGUCCAAACACUGUGGCUAGACAAUUUUCCGGCGUGGUUCCCCCUUGUCAGUGAUGCAGGACGGAGGGCCUGACAAGGACAGCUGUCUAGUCUUUCGGAUGAUACGAAAAACCGAGAUCCUGUGUAUAUAUUGGAAUGCACGUAAAAGAUCCCCUAGCAGUUGGAAUUCGAUAUAAGAGUAGGCGAUAGUGCCGGUGCCCGGGCAAAAUUUCCCUCAUAGCACACUGUAUGGCGUAUGCCUGUCUUCAUUAGCCCAGUAUAGGAGCAGAACGGUAGGACGUUAAACCCCAUUUCAUUUCUGUGGCUAGACAUUCACAUAGUCUAGUCCUAAAACAAGAUGUCCAUGCCCAUGAAAUUAAUUUAAGAAUUGCCAUUUCAGAAAAUACAUUUGCAUUGCCAGUUCAGUAUCAAACACUCUUAAUUUUUUUAUUGUAAAAUUUGUCUUCAUGGGCCAUAUCUAUGUUUUUUAAAUUAAUCCUCAGAUUCUUCAUCAAGAUCCGUGGUUGUUUAUAAUAAUGCAUGAAUUAUGGGAUUUAUUUCGGGAAGGGGCACAACUCUUACUUAUACUGGAUAAUCAACCACAUAAAAAAACACCCCCCCCCCCCCCCCCCCCCCCCGUUUACUUAUGGGCAAUUGAAGAAAACAAAACAAAGCAACAGUAGUAUUUCGAAAUAGCUGAUUAGUGAGUAGAAUAAUAGGGUCAAAAGUCACUUGUAUGAACCCUGACAUGAUCUCCCAUUUCAAUUGGUCAGAUUUUCAUUGAAAAUAUAAAAUAUAGAUCUGCAUUUUAAUCAGAUUGUAAAUUUUUGUCAAUAAUGUAAAUUAAAUAAUUGUAAUGCAAGUAAAAUACUUUAUUAACAUAUAAUUUUUUGCACCUAAAUAUUGUCUAUAAAAUGGUGUCUUAAGUACAGUAUAAUUGCAGAUAUAAAAUGU